Molecule: messenger RNA, 1288 nt
Organism: Procambarus clarkii (red swamp crayfish)
Lineage: Eukaryota; Metazoa; Arthropoda; Malacostraca; Decapoda; Cambaridae
Biological process (GO): translation
Cellular component (GO): ribosome
Molecular function (GO): structural constituent of ribosome
Source: RefSeq, a predicted model, not a curated record
CUGGCGUAUAUAAGGCUGUGCUUGUAGCCUCGUGUCAGUCGACUCGUGCAAGGCUUUCCACACACUCAUCAUGAAGGUUCUGCUGAUGUUGGUGUUGGUGGGGGCUGCCAUCGCCCUGCCCUCCCCGCAGCCUGGACCUCAACCAGACCCACAGCUACUCUACUACCCGUUCACAUACCCCUACAGCACCUACACGCUCAAGUCUGCCACUCCCGCUGCCACCGUCCCGCUGACCUACUCCUACCCUGGAUUCGGAUAUGGCUUCCCAUUCAACUAUCCCUUCGGGUAUAGCCUGGUGGCACCUGCUGUAGAACCUGCUGCACCAGCUGCUCUUACAAAGUCAGCACCUGCCGCACCAGCUGCUGCUGCACCUGCAAAACCAGCUGCUGCUGCACCUGCCACACCAGCUGCUGCUGCACCAGCUGCACCUGCCGCACCAGCUGCACCUGCCGCACCAGCUGCUGCUGCACCUGCCGCCCCAGCUGCUGCUGCACCUGCCGCCCCAGCUGCUGCUGCACCCGCCGCACCAGCUGCUCCUCCGGCGAAGUCACCACCUGCUGCACCCGCGGCCUAAUGGACAUCAGUAGCAGUUAAAGGCGUCGCCAGCUCACCGGCAGUGUCCCUCUGUCUGCACCGAGACCACCGCCACAUCACAGGACUCGUCAUGACUGAUUUUUAUAAACACAAUGGGACGGUGCAGUCGUGGUGCUGGGGCGAGGUGGGACCCCUUACUUCAGCCAUGGUGCUGGGGCAAGGUGGGACCCCUUACUUCAGCCAUGGUGCUGGGGCGAGAUGGGACCCCCUUACUUCAGCCAUGGUGCUGGGGCAAGGUGGGACCUCUUCCUUCAGCCAUGGUACUGGGGCGAGAUGGGACCCCCUUACUUCAGCCAUGGUGCUGGGGCAAGGUGGGACCCCUUACUUCAGCCAUGGUGCUGGGGCGAGAUGGGACCCCCUUACUUCAGCCAUGGUGCUGGGGCGAGUUGGGACCUCUUCCUUCAGCCAUGGUGCUGGGGCGAGGGGGGGUACCCGGCCAUCACCCUCCACCCACCAGGGCUGCCACCACAAUCAUUAACAGUACUACUAAUAUUCAGUGUUUCUGUACAGUAAUAUUACAAUUACAUUCUCAUGAUACAUAUCUGGGCAGGAAAAAGUACAGUAUAUGAUAAUAUUUUCAUCCCGUAUUGUGCAGUGUCGUGGGUAAUGCUAAUAAUUUUAAAAUUAUAAUUGCAAAUCAUUUAAUAAUAAUGAGAAUAUCAAAUUAAAUUAAUAAAAUAAAUCAUAUAAUUAA